Meleagris gallopavo (turkey) is the source of this 2166-nucleotide messenger RNA. The record is from RefSeq and is a predicted model, not a curated record. Lineage: Eukaryota; Metazoa; Chordata; Aves; Galliformes; Phasianidae.
GAACCCCAACCCCAACUAUAAUCCUAACCCCAACCCCAACUCCAACCCCAACUUUAGUUGGUGAACUCAUCAGGGAAAUCAUGAACCCCCCUUCUCUCCCCCCCGGAGCGGCUCAGCCUCGAUGUGAAGCACACAUUUCCAAUUUCUGAGUUUUGUGCUUCCGUUGCCCUCUUUUUUAAUGAUUUAGUAAAAUAAUUACAAUAAGAAACCCAUUCCUCAGCGCAGGCUGGGGAACUGAGCAGCCCUGAGCAGAGCUGAGCGCUGCAGGGGCCCCACGCGGGCGGGGCACUGAGUCACAGUGAGGCCCAUUGUGAUGCGUCCCGGUGCCCCACAGGUCCAGCAGUGCCAGCGCUGUGCCCCUCACUUUCCGUCAGGACUCUGAUGGGACAGCACGCGAGCAGACCUGCGGUGCAAACCGCCCCUCUGGUCAAACCGCAGCGCUUCCUCCCGCCCGUGGCUGCCCAGGCCAUGGCCGGUCCCCAACAGCCCUCAUCCUCUGCGAUGGAGGAGAGAAAGCCCUCCCGCCCCGCAGAGGCCAAGGAGGAGGGCAAACCACCCCAGGAGCGCACUGUUGUGCCGCCCCCUCCCCACUCGGACACCUCUGGGAUGCCCAUGUGUGCCGUGGAGCGUUAUGCGAUGGACAACAUUGAGGCCUUUGUCCGGAGAACAGAGCCUCAGAAUGAGGAGCAGAAGAUGAAGUUCCUGCAGAGCAUCCGCACCAUCUGCAACACCACAGCGGAGAGGAACAGGUUGCAGGAACUGCGCAUCUUCUGCCGCCGGAAUGAUCUUGUGGAGAACAUCAUGGUGCUGCUGGCAGAGGAGCCGCACGAAAAGCUGAGCUCUGAACUGCGGCUGCAAGCGAUAGCCACCAUCACCGCCCUCAGUAAGGUGGAGGGGGCGUUGGAGGAGAAGAUCCCUCUCUUUGCUGUGUGCUUCCAGAGCAUCCUGCUGCUUCCCUCGGAGCAGGACCUGGACAUGAGCCUUUACUCCAAGACUCUCAGGGCUCUGGAUGAGAUGCUGGACACAUUGGUGUUCAUCCACCCCACUGCCAGCAUUGGAGAGGAGUUGAAAAACGUCCUCCAGGUGCUGCUGCCCUUCACCUCCAUGCAGAACUCAGCUGCGCGCCAGAGGGCAGUGGGGCACAUCUGGAAGCUGUGCCAUUCACUGGCGCAUUACUGCCAGGAGAGGCCCCAUCACUGCUCGGGACAAUCCAGAUCCAUCUGCUGUGGCGAGUUCCGCCUGCCUGUGCUGGGACAGCUGGUGGGAAGCCUCAUCCUGUGCUGCGCCUUCCAGGAGGACAAAAUGCACCACUGUGCUUUGAGUGCUCUCCAUUACCUCUACAAAUUCAUCCUGUGGAGAAGCCGCUGGGAAGCGCAGCCGGAUGAGCAGGGGAAACAGGAGCAGUGGGAAGAUGAGCAUGAGUUCUCCCUCAGCUGGACCACCAACACCUCGGAGAUUUUGCUGCGCUUUGCAAAGCACUUCCACUCUUCGGAGACGACCGACCUCAUCCUCCUGGCGCUGCAGGGCAUGAAGGACUGCAGCAACUACAACACCCAGGUUGCUUCCAACUUGAUGGACGUGCUGAUGGUUGACUUCAAGCCUACGCCCAACGAUGUGCAGCGCAUCGUGACAGCCAUCCACAGGAGCAGGAAGCUGAUCACAGAGGAGGAGGCGUUGAAGCACAUCCGUGGCACCUUCCCCUGGCUGGCCGCCGCCAACCCUCGUGCAAUGACACUCAGCCUGCUGCACUGCUCCCCCUCCUGUGACAAGGACAUAUGGGAGCUGUGGCAGUUGGCGCUGUCCUCGGUGGACGUGGUGCCAAAGAUGGUGCAGGAGCUGCUGCAUCUGCUGGAGAUCGCACCGCUGGGCCAGAAGACCAAGAAUGGCACCCUUACCCUGGCCGCGGCCACGGUGCUGUACAAGCUCCUGCAGAACCUGGAGUACGGCCCGCAGGUGCGACUGCUUUUCCCGGAGCUCUUUGUGGUGCUCAUCAUGCAGUUGGUGUCCUCCGAGGAGCUCGGUCCGCUGGAGGUCACCGCCAUCACCAAGAAGCCAUUCCGCCCAACUGCACCUACCUCCGCCAUCAGGUAACAGUGCCGUGCCCGCACUGACCAGGGGCACCACCCACACUGACCCCUGACCCCACGCUGACCCCUGACCCCUCAC